This is a messenger RNA of Ostrea edulis (European flat oyster), 1773 nucleotides long. RefSeq names its product tripartite motif-containing protein 45-like. The transcript has a single exon. The coding region runs from base 38 to 1606 and encodes 522 amino acids. The record is from RefSeq and is a predicted model, not a curated record. NCBI's taxonomy places the organism in Eukaryota, Metazoa, Mollusca, Bivalvia, Ostreida, Ostreidae. Gene Ontology annotation, molecular function: protein binding; zinc ion binding; ubiquitin-protein transferase activity. Gene Ontology annotation, biological process: positive regulation of DNA-templated transcription. Gene Ontology annotation, cellular component: chromatin; nucleoplasm.
AACGUGGAUCAACAGACACAAAACGAAAGUACGUAAAAUGGCUACUUCUUUGGACCAAAAUGAUCCUGGGAAGCAGUGCUCCGUACUGAAUUGUCCAAUUUGUUUAGAGAAGAUGACAUUGCCAAAAAGACUACCUUGUUUACACACAUUCUGUGAGCCCUGUAUUCAGAGUUACGUGCAGCUCAAGUCGAAUGUCGGAGAAGAAGACAAAAAUCGCUUCCUGUGUCCAAUAUGUCGAAUGGAGGUGACAUUACCAAACAUCCCCCCAGCGGAAUGGGCGAAAAAGCUACCUAUAAAUCAUCUAAUCAUGCGUCUUCUGGAGAGUGAUUCAACAGACUCACAAAACUCGAAAGAAUUACACUGUGAUCCAUGCAAAUAUGCCAGUGAAAAAAAUAAAGCCAAGUUUCGUUGCAGGGAUUGCAAGGAAUGCUUUUGUGAACAGUGUCUCACUUAUUUGCAUAAACGUAAAAGGGAUCACAACACGCACACAGUAACAGAAAUAACUGAAAAUACACCUGUAGAACCUCUAGAAAUGGAUGAAAUGUGUCCUGACCACGUGGACAAAGUCCUAGAGGUGUACUGCUUUGACCACAGAAGCCUUUGUUGUAGUAUCUGUUUUGCUACAAAUCACAGGAGGUGCGAUGUCGUAAAGACUCUUGAUGAAAUGGCAACAGAUGAAGAAGAGGACCUCGACAUCGAGGAAUUUAUAUCAAAAUUUGAGGAUGCUGAACAACGUACUGAAAAGAUGAUUAAAGAUAAAAGGGACAACAUUAAACAACUUAGUGUGGACAAAGAAGAAAUUCUGCAAUCAGUUGCGAACAAUCUCUCCGAAAUAAAGUUGCAUUUGGAUACCCUUCAUGACGAAUUUAGAAAAUCAACAGAAAAAACGUUUUCAAUUGCAGAGCACAAUCAGGAGUUCGAUGUCGAGUGUGCAAUUGGCUUUCAAAAAACAUUGGCAGGAUGCAAAAGAUUAACAAAUGCAGUUCGAAUGCAUGGAAGUAGAAAACAACUGUUUGUUACUAUGGAAAAAUCAAGACUAGCUAUCGAAAAACACUUCUCACGAUUACAGUCGGCAAUCAAAUUUCCUGAAUCAGAUAUUCAGUAUGCCUUAGAGAUGGAAGAUGAAUUUGACGCAGUACUAGAGUGGUCAAAAUUAGCCACCCUGGAUAUGCAAUCAGAGAACAAUUCUUUGAUGGAUAUGAAGAGGACCUUGUGUCAACUCGGUUAUUUGAAUAACCACAACAUCUUUCAGUACAAAUUUCCUGUCAGUAAUACUUUUCUGCAAGAGAGUCCACUCUUCCAUUUUCAAGGUGCGAUAUGGAAAAUCAUGUGUCAUGGGCAAAAUGGCGACCUAAAGAUAUUUCUGCACUGCCUUGGAGAUGUUGAAAAAGACCAGUCUGAUUGGUCAUUUGAGAUGACAACUGACAUAAUGGUUGUGAAUUCAACUGACAGAACGAAAGACGUGGUUAAAAGAAUUGCAACCACGUUUUGCAAAAGCAAGGCCAGCUUGGGAAAGCGUUACUUCAUGGACUGGAGUUUACUUAAUUCAACAGAUAGUGGAUAUGUGUCCAAUGGUAUGAUGGAGAUAAGAGUCAAAUUUAUCUAAGCUUAACAUUAUAUUUUUCAUAGACAUGUAGCCUUUAUUUAUCUAUUUUUAUCAUUGUAAUUCUUUUUAUUAGAAUUUUUUCUUUAACACAUGUAAACAAAUAGAAUUUGUACAUUGUAUCCUCUCUGAAACAACCGAUAUCGUCAAAUGUAAGAUGCAAAACACUG